GCUGCCCGCUCGCCUUCCUGCCAGCCUGACUGCCUGCCUGCGCGGGGACCAUGGAAGGAGUGAGCGCGCUGCUGGCCAGCUGCCCCACCGCCGGCCUGGCAGGCGGCCUGGGAGUCACGGCGUGCGCAGCCGCCGGCGUGCUGCUCUACCGGAUCGCGCGGAGGAUGAAGCCAACGCACACGGUGGUCAAUUGCUGGUUCUGCAACCACGACACACUGGUGCCCUAUGGGAACCGAAACUGCUGGGACUGUCCCCACUGCGAGCAGUACAACGGCUUCCAGGAGAAUGGUGACUACAACAAGCCGAUCCCCGCACAGUACAUGGAGCACCUGAACCAUGUAAGCAGCGUGCCUAGCCCCCGCGACCCUGCACAGCCCCAGCAGUGGGUGAGCAGCCAGGUCCUGCUCUGCCGGCGGUGCAGCCACCACCAGACAACCAAGAUCAAGCAGCUGGCCGCCUUUACUCCACGGGAGGAGGGCCGGUACGACGAGGAGAUUGAGGUAUACCGCCACCACCUGGAGCAGAUGUACAAGCUGUGCCGCCCAUGCCAGGCGGCUGUGGAGUACUACAUCAAACACCAGAACCGCCAGCUGCGCGCCCUGCUGCUCAGCCACCAGUUCAGGCGCCGGGAAGCUGACGAGGCCCACGGGCAGAGUUUCUGCUCCUCGGCGAUGAAAGCCCCAGUCCAGGUGGUUCUGCUCCGUGCUCUGGCCUUCCUGGCCUGUGCCUUCCUGCUGUCCACCACGCUGUACGGCCCUAGCGAGCCCUUCACCCCAGGGGCUGCCCUGCCGCCAGCCUUGCCACCCGGAGGCAAUGGCUCCGCUGCUCCAGACAACAGCACUGCUUCGGGGGCUGAGGGCUGGCGGCAGCUGCUAGACCUGCUUCCUGAGCAAGCAGCAGAGAAGCUGAAUGAAGCCUGGGCCUUUGGGCAGACCCACCAGCUAAGCAUUGUGGCACUGGGCCUGCUCACCUGCCUACUGGCCAUGCUGCUGGCUGGCCGCAUCAGGCUCCGAAGGAUUGAUGCCUUCUCCACCUGUUUGUGGGCCCUGCUGUUGGGGCUGCACCUGGCCGAACAGUACCUGCAGGCUGCCUCGCCCAGCUGGCUGGACACACUGAAGUUCAGCACCACGUCCCUGUGCUGCCUGGUGGGCUUCACCGCAGCUGUGGCCACAAGGAAGGCGACGGGCCCACGGAGGUUCCGGCCCCGAAGGUACUUCACAGGAGACUCCGCCAGCCUUUUCCCUUCCAGCCCCAGCCUGGCCAUGCCUUGCCCGAGCGUCACAGUCUCCCCACCAUCUCUCUUCAUCCCCACCCCGCCCGGCUUCCUGCCUCUUACCAGCCAGCAGCUGUUCCGCUCUGCCCGUCGGCCAUCACCCUCCUCUCUGCCAGGCCGCCUCAGCCGGGCCCUCUCUCUGGGAACCAUACCUUCUCUGACCCGCACAGACUCAGGAUACCUGUUCAGUGGGAGCCGCCCGCCAUCUCGAGUCUCUAGGCCUGGGGAGGUCCCUCUUUCUGAUUACUUCUCCCUGCUGUCAAGGAGCCUCCCGUCCUCUCCUCUCCCCUCCCCUGCCCCCUCUGUGGCCAGCUCAGUGACCUCCAGCUCAGGCUCCCUGCGCCACCGUAGGCCCCUCAUCAGCCCUGCCCGGCUCAACCUCAGGGGCCAGAAGCUGCUGCUGUUCUCCUCGCCCCCGGGAGAGGCUCCCAACACUCCCAGCAGCUCGGAGGAGCAUUCCCCACCCAAUGGCAGCCUCUUCACCGAGUCUCCCCAGCUCCCCGAGAGGCAGCGCACACGGGACCCAAAACACACCGUGGACAUGAGAUCAAUGCUGGCAAGAGACAGUGCCUGCAGCAGCCACUCCAUCAAAAAAGAGGAUGACUCGUCCCAGUCCUCCACCUGUGUGGUGGACACCACCACCAGAGGGUGCUCAGAGGAGACCUCUGCCUGGAAAGGCCGUGUGGGCCCCUCUCUCGUGCGGGGACUCCUGGCUGUGAGCUUGGCCGCCAAUGCGCUCUUCACCUCAGCCUACCUGUACCAGAGCCUGCGCUGACGAGUCGUCCAGAGAGCAGCACCACCCCUCGCCCUUGGUGCUGCUUCCACGAUGCCAGCAUCCCUCCCUGGGGGCCUCGCUGUGCCCUAACACCAGGGCCCUUGACCUCCUGGGUUGUGAGGCUGUGACCUCAGGAUCCCUGCCUUCCUCACCUGACAAGACUGCAGGGCCGAGUGGGUCUGAGGACAAGCCCUGCGCCCACCACCACCUCCUCAGUUGUAUUUGGUGCUCACACUCUGACCCUGAAGCCAAGGAUCCUGGACAGGCUGCCCAGCCCCAGGGUCCCUUCCUCGCUGACCAGCCCUGCCUGCGGGGACACCAGUACUACUGUAACUGAAGCAGGAGUUGGCCAGGCUGUCUGCCCUGCUCCUGUCUGCAGUCACAUCUUUAUACUGUAACCCCCCUGACACCAGGGGGCGAGGGGACAUGAGUCACCUCAUCCUUACUCCUGCCCACUCUAGAGUGCAAGCCUCCCUUGGAUGGGCACUGACUACCUGGGUCUGUUACUCCUUACUGUUGACUAGAAUCGGGUGAACGGAUGAGGAACCUGGGGUGCUGAGGCAGCCCCUUCAGAACCUGUGUAUGCACCUGCCCUGCUCCCCUCAGCCCUCCUGUGUGUGGUGGUUUCGUGACUGCUGGGGUACUUCUGGCAAGCAUCUCUGUGACCCUGAGAACACUACAGCUCCUCUUACCCUGUCUGUCCAAGCCCCUCCCUUUCACAUCACCCACAGGGUCCUUGCUUGAGUCCCUCAGUUUCCCAGGAGCUGGAGGACCCCUACCAACCAUGUCCCACCUCCUUUAACCCUGAAGAGACCCUACUUUCCUCCCCUUUUGUUCUGCCCCCACCUGGGUUCCACGUGACCUCUGACCCUAGGCCACCUCGGCUGGCCUUCCUGCCUCACCAGUGCUCUCUUGAGGCCACAUGUCAGCCCCAUCCCCCCAACCUAGGCCUUGGCCCUGGGCAUGUAUGUGUAUGUGUGUUGGUACGUGUGUUGUACCACUUGGGACUUGGUGGGAGGGGCAUGGGGCAGAAGGAAGGGUCUUCACUAUCAUUCAGGGAUAAAGUUUAAUUUUAUUUUUCUAUACAUUUUUGCCAGGUAAGGUGUGUGCUUUGAAAUACAAUGCCUCCAACUUUUCCCUGCCAGGGAAGUUUUCUUAAGCUUUGGGUGCUUUUUAGUACUUUCUUUUAACUUGGGGAAGGAGACCUCUCUUAAUACCACCACCCCAUUCUGGGAGCUCCUGAUGCUGUCUUGGGCUGUCCUCUGCCCCCCAGAUGAGGGACCCUGAAUCUAACUGCCAUGGAGGAUUCCAACUUGGAGGUGGCGCCUCUUGGUCUCCAUUUGUACAGUGGGUAUGUGGAGUUUUUAAAUUUCAUUUUUUGCCUAUUAAAACCAAACUGCAUUCCCUAAUGUCCUUGUCUCUGGCCCCGAGGAAGCUCCCAGGCAGGAGCCCCAGGCCAGCCUGGUGCCCUGUGCAGCCAGGGAGGGUAUUUUACUUGUUUUGUUUCAGACAAAAAAAAAAAAAACCUUAUUUUUCUUUACAAAA
This is a messenger RNA of Jaculus jaculus (lesser Egyptian jerboa), 3593 nucleotides long. RefSeq names its product transmembrane protein 201 (gene Tmem201). The transcript has 11 exons. Gene Ontology annotation, cellular component: nuclear inner membrane. Gene Ontology annotation, biological process: nuclear migration along microtubule. Bases 51 to 2048 code for a protein of 665 amino acids. Gene Ontology annotation, molecular function: lamin binding; actin filament binding. The record is from RefSeq and is a predicted model, not a curated record. Lineage: Eukaryota; Metazoa; Chordata; Mammalia; Rodentia; Dipodidae.